Molecule: messenger RNA, 459 nt
Organism: Penicillium malachiteum
Lineage: Eukaryota; Fungi; Ascomycota; Eurotiomycetes; Eurotiales; Aspergillaceae
Exons: 1
Coding region: 1-459 (152 amino acids)
Biological process (GO): transmembrane transport
Molecular function (GO): transmembrane transporter activity
Source: RefSeq, a predicted model, not a curated record
AUGAUCGAUCGAAUCUACCGUCGUCUUAAAGCACGAAACAAUAAUAUCGGACGACCAGAGUUCCGAAUCCCACUGAUGAGUCUUGCUGCGAUCCUCCUUCCAGCUGGAUUAUUUAUCUACGGCUGGACAGCCCAGAAACGCUGUCACUGGAUUGCGCCGAAUAUCGGUGCCGCUAUCUUUGGCAUGGGUACUAUUAUUGCGUUCCAGUGUAUUCAAACUUAUAUGGUUGACACUUAUACUCGAUACGCUGCUAGUGCGUUGGCUGCGGGUGCGUUUUUGCGUUCGCUUGCUGGAUUCGGGUUCCCGCUUUUUGCGCCGGCGAUGUAUGAUGCUUUGCAUUACGGUUGGGGAAACAGUGUUUUGGCGUUUGUUUCUCUUGCGAUUGGAGUUCCGGCUCCGAUCUUCUUGUGGAAAUUUGGAGAGAAGUUGCGGAAGAAGAGUCCUUAUGCGGCUGGUUAA